Patella vulgata (common limpet) is the source of this 3937-nucleotide messenger RNA. RefSeq lists its product as uncharacterized. The record is from RefSeq and is a predicted model, not a curated record. Bases 338 to 1570 code for a protein of 410 amino acids. The transcript is spliced from 3 exons. Lineage: Eukaryota; Metazoa; Mollusca; Gastropoda; Patellidae.
UUGAAAGAUUAUAGCUACCAUCUUAUGGAGACAUAAUGUGUGGUGCAUUUACGGUCUUAUAAAGCUCUAUUCUUACAUAAAGAAUUCUUGAUUCGCACGGAAGUGUUUUAGCCGUGAUCAUUUUAAGUCAUGCUUAUGCCAAGAUCUGGAGACUGGAUCGAGAGAUUAGAAAUUACAUCUUCAGCGGAAGUUUCCAUAUUGAUUCAAAUCUGAAGCAAGAGAGGCAUGUUUUCUGUCAGAAAUACAAAAAUCAAUCAAUGACAUAAUUUCGUUCAAGUCGUGACCGUAAAUCCCAAAGAAUUAAUAAUAUUUACCGACGGUUUCUUUUAAAAGAAGGAUGAAUCCAUCCUUUUGUAAAAACAAAGUAAAAAUUGCAUUAUGGGUGGUAUUUUUCACUUGUUUAACGUUGAGAUUUUGGAAGACAUCAUCUCUGUAUACUUUAUUUGAUUAUUCUUCAAAAAAUGUGACAAUGUUGCCCACUGUCGGAUUUCUCACAGCCAACUCAACUAGGAUAAACUGUCGGGGCGUCCUUGACAUCAUCGUAUCAGGAACUUGGAAAAGUAGGCCAAUGACGUCAAAUCAGAAGGCAGAAAUGAUGAAAUUCCUUGAAAUAGCUAGAAAUAGACAUGCAUUGCCUCCAACUCUACAAAGAAAAGAUAAAAAAUGUGGAAAUGUCAAUUUUUUGAAAACGGGACGUCAUUUUCGUGCCCUUUGUGACCAGUAUGGAUCCACUCCAUGUUGUUAUAACAACACGUGCGUUGCUAAGGAGGUAGAAGAAUGUAGAUGUAAGAAUUGUUUUGAUACAAGACAAAGUCUUCAUGCUGAAUAUGCUGAUUGGCAGCCUUCUGAUAAAGGAUGCCAUCUUAGAAAAUAUAACAACAGGACAGCUUGUCAAUUAUUAGCGGGAAGAACUAUUCUCUUUAGUGGCGAUUCGUUAAUGAGACAUCUGUAUACAUCAUUGUUACUACUGCUACGUAACAAUACCUUUGAUGGCGCCAUGAAGAAGAACGUUACUAAAGAUAUUCACGACAAAUGCACUGGUAUGUUCAUGUUCACCGAAAAAAUAUGUCGUCUGCAGCUAGACAUUGCACCACGUGACCUUUGUGGCGGGCAAUUUGAACUCAUCUUUACCGAGUACUACCAUACUGGCCUUAGUAGAAAAUUUGUUGACAAAGUAAAGGAACUAAUGGCAAGAAAGAAAGUUCUAAUAAUAGCUGGAAUCGGCUUCCAUUCAGGAUUCAACCAUAGAGUCAUCAUGGAUCAAUACGUUGCACCCGCCCUUAAAGUCAUUCAAAAACAUAAUGGCACCCAGUUUCUUUUCGCUCCACCACACUGUCCGGGACUACUUAAAAAUUCAUGGAAUGGACAAUCGAAAGAAAUUAUCGAACAGUACGUUGUCAGGAUGAAAAAAGAAUUAAAGCCGCAUAAUGUACCAAUAUUCGAUACGUGUAACCUCACUAGCGGGAUGGAGAGUUUUGACGGAACUCAUUUUGGAUUGGGUAUUAAUAUGCUCAAAGUUCAACUAUUGUUGAAUUAUAUACAAGAACUACAAGUAAAUAAUAAAUGGUAAGGGAUGAAUGAAAGAGUGAACCCUAUUUAACAAUGUCUAAUAAAGUGUAUUUAACUUGUUUGUUGUGUAACGCCUUCUGACGCACGUUUAUUUUCAAUAAAUAGACUUACGAGGUAUUACCAUAUCACCCAUGAUAUAGCGCGGUUGUAAACUAACUAUUUAGUUGUUCUCAUGGACAAUAACCAUAAAUCUCACUGUCCGACUGCGAUCGCUGUAUGAGCUGACAUUAUUGCCAUUAUUGUUUUAUAUAUAUAUACCUUUUCUAAUUUUCACAUUAUGCCAUUUUUAGUUGUAUCUUGAUUAAUGUCCGAUUCGUCACAUUUGUUUGAAAUAAGGGAUUGCAACUUGAGUACAUCAGUUACGAUUGCCUUAUUGUGUGGUGUCGUAAGCCGUAUUAUGUUAUAUUUAUAGCACGGCUUUCACGAGUCAACAGCUUUAAACAUCGAGACCGUAGGUCGAGAUGUUAAACCUGUUAACGAAUGAAGCGUGUUAUAAAUGACUUGUAACAUUGACACAUGCUCAACAUGCUUGUUGUUAUUGCACAGAAAACCCACCCCACUUCUCUAUAUGAUUUCUACUUAAACUAAGUGUAAACCAGCAAAAGAGUGCAAUAACAUUGAACAUGUCUAGUUAUUGAACGGUUAAGCUCCACCCAAUCUACUAGAGGGAAAACAAUCUGCUUAUUCAACGAAAAGUGCAAAGGAAGAUUUCCCGUCCAUGUUACAAAUGGGAUUCUUCAUGCUGUUAUACUUGGGUUAACCAAUUAUGUAAUUAUAGGAAGAAAGGAAGUUGAGAAUAUCAACAAUCAGUGCUGCUGGAACGGGAUCAAGCUGGUUAGUGCUAAAUGAUAAGACCAGCUAAAUUUUUCGUCACAGGUCACGAGAUGUAAACAGGGCAAGCGCUAAUCCCAAUCCAAACCCUAAUCCUGGACCUAGCCCACAUGCUUACCCUAACUUCCCGUCCAUGUUACAAAUGGGAUUAUACAAUAUGAUUAUUUUGCAUAACUUUAGUAUUCCUUUCAUACCUCUAGCUAUCUUUGUGGUUUUUGUUUUGUUUUGUUUUGUUGGGGUUUUUUUACCGUUUCUUUGUGUUUCUGUUUGUUCUACUGAAUGUUUUUUUUAUGAUUUUUGUUUUGAAGUUUUAAUGUGAUUCUAAGAUAUGAUGUUACACACUAAAUGUAAUGUGAACUAUGUACUAUGUCGGGUUUUUUUUAUUGAUUAUUAAAUAAAGGCUUUAUGGGUGUCUAAUGCUAGAAAUGAUUCCACUAUUGGUGACUUCCAUCUUGCUCCAGCCACAGUAGUGGGUCGUUCUAAGGAUUUCUUUUGAGCAAGUUUUGUAAUCAAAAAUAAAAAGAAUACUUGCCUAUAACUCAAACUGACGCCAAACUAUACUGCACAUAGCUUAAUACUAAUAAACCAAUUCCCCUUGAAAUAAAGGUGAAACGAUACCACAUAAAUUCGUGAUUUAAUAAAAAUCCAACGGAUCCGCGAUAUUUCUGUCGUUUUUAAAAUGGCCGCAUAUGUCGGUCAAUUUGAUUGAAAGUUCGAUAUAUACGGCCUUGAUAUUAUGUUUAUUUGUGGUUAAAAUGAGAGUUUGGAUUUCGGUAUUAUACGCUCUUUUGUCACUUGCGUUUACAGAAAAAUUAUGGAAAUUGAUAAACAUCGCAGCUAACAUCACCCCAGUUGAAUUGCAGCCCAUGCAGCCCCAUUGGAUCAAUGUUUCCUAUUUCAAUUUGUCUGCUUCGGGAGUACACGCAGGCUAACAAGAUUGAAGAAGUCGGCUAUAAUUUGGUCCAUUCCAUUAAAACUUUCGCUUCUUAUCUAUAUAAUAAAAGUCCUAUUUUUAAUUUGUAGUAAAAAUAAAUGUGAUACGAAUUGAAAAUGUUACUUGAUAAUCGAGAUUAUGUUGGUGGAGUUAACGCCUGUCAAUCAAACGGCCUGCAUUCUUGUAGACGGUGAAGAGGGAUUUGACUCCUAUUUCUAGUCAAAAAUUACAAUGGUGAUAACUUUGUUCAGAAUAAAGUAAUUUGACUGAAAUUUUCAAUAUAUUCUUCUUUUAUCAUCUAUUUUUGAAUUGUUAUAGCAAGAAUGGCCAAUUCUCUAUUAAAAUCUCCCAUAAUGUAUCUUUAAUUAUUUCAGUGGCUCACUCACUCUUCACUAUUUCUAACACAAUUACUUAUUGUCAUGCAAACUGUGAUAUUGUAACAGUGCAUAUUGAUGAAAUAUGCACAAAUAGUGCUGAUACAUUGUGUGUAAUAAACAAGAUGAAAAACAUCAACUUGCAAGGUUGAUCCGGCUAAAUCUAUUUAAGGCCAGCCCAAUUUUAUUCAAGGUCGCUGAGAUUUAAAUAAGGUUAGGGCACGUGAUU